AUGGAUUCGCAAGAAAAUCUUCAACCCAUUAACAGACCAGAGCGAAAUCAAAAUCCCAAUUCAAAGACUUAUCUUUUGGUUUCAAUCCUUAUACUCUUCGUAGCAAUCUCCUUCACUUUUACCAAAACUGACUACUACAAAAUUCAACUCCUCAGACAUAAAUUCUCAUCACACUCCAAUAUUUUCCAAGCUUUUCUGGAGUUUCUUGCUCCAACUCAAAAGCCCAGAAAAACCCAAACUCCAAAACCCAUUUCUAAGCCUCCUUACUGUGUCCUAUGGAUGGCUCCUUUCCUUUCAGGUGGUGGGUACAGUUCAGAAAGUUGGUCAUAUAUCUUGGCCCUUCAUGAAAAUGUAAAAAGCCCACUUUUUAGAUUGGCCAUUGAGCAUCAUGGUGAUCUAGAAUCAUUGGAUUUUUGGGAGGGUUUACCAGUUUCUACCAAAAACUUGGCAGUUGAGCUUCACCAAACUGAAUGUACUAUGAGUGAAACUAUUGUGAUUUGUCAUAGUGAGCCUGGUGCUUGGUACCCUCCAUUGUUUGAAACUAUGCCGUGCCCACCAGGUGCUUACCAAAAUUUCAAGGCUGUGAUUGGUAGGACCAUGUUUGAGACUGACAGGGUGAACGCUGAACAUGUCAAUAGAUGUAACAAAAUGGAUUAUGUUUGGGUGCCUACGGAAUUUCAUGUAUCAACAUUUAUAGAAAGUGGGGUUGAUCCAUCUAAAGUUGUGAAGAUUGUUCAACCUAUUGAUGUGAAGUUCUUUGAUCCACUUGCGUAUAAGCCUUUAAAUCUAGAUUCUACAGGGCAUUUGGUUUUAGGAGCAAGAACCAAUAGUUUGAAUUCAAAGUUUGUUCUUUUGAGUGUCUUUAAGUGGGAGUAUAGGAAAGGAUGGGAUGUGUUGUUGAAGUCAUAUUUGGAGGAGUUUUCUGGCGCUGAUGGUGUUAGUUUGUAUCUUUUAACAAAUCCAUAUCACUCUGAUGGAGAUUUUGGGAAUAAGAUAGUGGACUUUGUUGAGAACUCUGAUAUAACAAAACCAGUUACUGGUUGGGCUCCUAUAUAUGUCAUAGACAACCACAUAGCUCAAACUGAUUUGCCUCGGCUCUACAAGGCAGCCGACGCCUUUGUUCUUCCAUCAAGAGGAGAAGGGUGGGGAAGACCCAUUGUGGAAGCCAUGGCAAUGUCCUUGCCAGUAAUAGCUACCAAUUGGUCCGGGCCAACUGAGUUUUUGACAGAAGAAAAUAGCUAUCCAUUGGCAUUUGAUAGAAUGAAUGAAGUAACUGAGGGACCUUUUAGAGGGCACCUUUGGGCAGAACCUUCUGUUAGUGAGCUUCGUGUUUUGAUUAGGCAUGUGAUGAACAACAUGGAUGAAGCCAAGGCAAGAGGCAAAAAAGCAAGGGAAGACAUGAUUAGAAGGUUCUCCCCAGAGAUUGUUGCCAAUAUCCUUGCUGAUGCUAUACAAAAUAUACUUGAGAAGUCCAAUGAUUAGCCCCAUUUUUUCUUUAUUAUUUUAUGUUUUCAUUUGUGAGACACUCCUCUAAAAGACCUACACAAAGUAAUGCCACCUUUUUAUGAAAUGCAUCUGUGAAUUUACCAAAGCUUUCUAUGAAAUGUGGGUUUAUUAAUCUGCA
Cannabis sativa is the source of this 1624-nucleotide messenger RNA. RefSeq lists its product as uncharacterized. The record is from RefSeq and is a predicted model, not a curated record. The transcript has a single exon. Gene Ontology annotation, molecular function: glycosyltransferase activity. Lineage: Eukaryota; Viridiplantae; Streptophyta; Magnoliopsida; Rosales; Cannabaceae. Bases 1 to 1482 code for a protein of 493 amino acids.